Molecule: messenger RNA, 1090 nt
Organism: Cokeromyces recurvatus
Lineage: Eukaryota; Fungi; Mucoromycota; Mucoromycetes; Mucorales; Mucoraceae
Exons: 3
Coding region: 19-1065 (348 amino acids)
Cellular component (GO): nucleus
Source: RefSeq, a predicted model, not a curated record
UUUUUUUUUUUAAUGUAAAUGAUUGCAAUGAGUAUUGAACAGUCAAAUACUUCACCUAAAUUAUCUACCAUACUUAAUAAAGACGAAUAUUUACCAACACCAGUUACACCUGUUUCAGAAUUUCCUCAAUAUAAAAAAGAUACCAAAGGAUAUGGCUCUUUCUCAGUUAUUAAACCUCCAUUAUUACGAAAUAGUACUUCUUCACCAACAGAAGCAAAACCAUAUCCUUGUCCUGAAUGUCAUCAAACAUUUAGUCGUCCACAUAAUUUGAAAUCUCAUCUUACAACUCAUUCUUCAGAAAGACCAUUCCAGUGCGAUGUAUGUAAUCAUCAUUUCAGAAGACAUCAUGACUUGAAACGACAUCAAAAACUACACACAGGAGAAAGACCUUAUGUCUGUGAGGAUUGUUACCGUUCAUUUGCUAGAUUGGAUGCAUUAAAUCGCCAUCGACGUGCGGAGGGUGGCACAGCCUGCUCAGCCGUGCAUCAGCAAGUCAAACAACAGCAAGAAUCGAUAAAUAAUAAAAAGAGUAAUGUAAAUAAAAGUAAUAAUACAACUAUCAAAGGAACUACUGCUUCAUCUCGUCCAGUUAUUCCUCAAUUACAUAUUCCAAAUCCUGCUUCACAUCCUAUUACUACACCAUCAUCUAUAUCAUCAUCAGUGCAUUCUCCAGCGCACUCAUCACCAUCACAGUUAUUACCUUCUCCAAAUACUUUACCCAAUUUACCCAUUACAAGUCUUUCACCUAUUUAUAGAAAUACAUCUAAUUCCCCGCCUUUAUAUCAUCCUUAUCCUCAACCUUGGUCUCGAAAAUUAACUUUACCACCUAUCUCAAGCUCUUCUCAACAUGGAAAGUACUUUGAACAAUUACAUAGAGAAAAUGAAGAAUUAAAACGUGAUAUAGAUCAGUUGAGAGCAAUGGCACAAAGAGAGGCGUCUUUACUAAAAUCCCGAAUUCAUGAUCUAGAAGUUGAGAAUAAGGUAUUACGAUCAUUAAUUCAAAAUGGAGAAAAUCGCGAAAGUAAUACAAUAGAAAACAGUAAUAAUCCAAUUGCUCCAUCCUAACAUUAAAGCAAAUCUUUAUAACCAA